Messenger RNA from Penicillium pulvis, 1779 nucleotides. RefSeq names its product fungal specific transcription factor domain-containing protein. Bases 1 to 1779 code for a protein of 592 amino acids. Gene Ontology annotation, cellular component: nucleus. Gene Ontology annotation, biological process: DNA-templated transcription; positive regulation of transcription from RNA polymerase II promoter by galactose. NCBI's taxonomy places the organism in Eukaryota, Fungi, Ascomycota, Eurotiomycetes, Eurotiales, Aspergillaceae. Gene Ontology annotation, molecular function: zinc ion binding; DNA-binding transcription factor activity, RNA polymerase II-specific; RNA polymerase II cis-regulatory region sequence-specific DNA binding. The record is from RefSeq and is a predicted model, not a curated record. The transcript has a single exon.
AUGGUAUCUCACAUGUCAAGAUUGAUUCGAGAUCCUCAGGGAACAUAUGUAUAUUUGGGGCCAUCCGCCAAUCUUUCGGUGGUACAAAGCUUACGGAAGAUCAUUCACGGUACACUCGGGACAGGCUACUUCAAGGACGUAUCCGCGGAGAACGACCUUGUCGACGAUAUCCCUGCAGAGUCAGUGAACCGAAACGAAACGUCCAUGGAGCCCACGCGACCAUCGAUACCCGAUACUCGUUAUUACCUCCGGUGGUAUGCAAGCGCGACGAGCGAUGUCUUUGAUCUCUUCGGGUAUGAAGAAUUGAUAACAGAGAUGAUCCCCUGGCUAGAGCGAGCUCCCUCUACCGAUUCCAGCACUUGCAUCAACUUUCUUGUCCUUGCCAUCGGUGCCCAGUGUGGGCCUGAGAGCCGUGAUGAGGUGACAGCCGCGUACUUCAAUUAUGCUCGUUAUCUGUCAUCAUUGAAUUUCAUGGAAACAGCGACCAUUGCCACAGUCCAAAUUCAUUGCCUGAUUACUACGUAUCUUCUAAAUGCAGCACGUCCUCAUGCGGCUAGUACGAAUCUCGGACUGGCUAUCCGCGCUGCCUACUCCUUGGGAAUUCAUCGAGCAGAUAUUAAUGGUCUUUUCCCAACAAUGGAGAGCUUCAAGCGCGAGCGCAUCUGGAAGGUGUUGAGAGUACAGGAUCUCUUUUUGAGCUCAACCUUGGGUCAUCACCCAUCGACUACGGAGACUCGUGAUACCACAUCACAAAAGGGGUAUUCAGCUUCAACCGACCUGUGUCUCAUAUUCGAGAAGAUUCUGUCCCAAGUCUACUCAAAGCAGGAGGUGUCUCCCGCUGUACUGCAAAAUGUCAGCAAACACCAUCGGGAAUGGGCUUGUCAUUUCAGAGAAGGCCACACAGUAGAUCACAUCCCCACCGAGGAGUAUGUGAGCAGUGGAAGUGGGAGGGGAAAGCUCAGCAUUGGACUCUGCCAUAUCAAAGCAGCUUACUACUGGACAAUCAUGUUGGUGACUCGCCCUUAUUUGAUCGAUCUGGUUGAACGGCACUUGGCCUCCGAUACGGUGAAUACACCGCCAUCAAGCAUCGGUAAUGAUAAUCCACCAAUAGGGCAGCCAGCUGAUACUCUGCUCGCGCAUGCAUCAGUAAACUCGGCCGUAUUGACAGUCGACCUCCUAAGUUGCUUACUGGACGUCGAUGAAAUACCAAAACGACUACCUUAUGUUGUUAACUCAGUCUUAAACUCUGCUCUUGUGCUGGGAAUAGCCUAUUUUGCGGAUCUAGAUCGUCUCUUUCCUCUAGCUAAUGCCAUGGAGACAGCACUGAGGCUACUAGACCGCUUUCAAAAGAAUGAUGCGCUGGCACGAUGGAGUCUCCUGAUUAUACGAGAUCUUCACAAUUCGUGCAAUCAAUUUGUUGAAAGACGGCGUUACCGUCAUCUGAGACAGCAAGAGGCGUUGGUGGAGGGCCUUUUUGGUCAUUUAAACCCCAUGCGUCACCAGGAUCAUCCUGUUACCCCCUCCCGAUCUCCGUUAUGCACGCCACAGGGCUGGGAUAACGGCUCGGACGUGGGAGACUUAGAUGGCAUGAUACAGGCUCAGCUUUCGGAGGUUCCCGGUGAGUCACUGACCAACGACGUCAAUGCCAUCUGGGAUCAACUAUUCUGCGGUUCAAUUUCGGGCUCACAGUUGGAGUUGGAUUCUGACCCUGGGGGGGCCCGGUCGAAUGACUGUAGAAACUAUCAACCCCUAUCGAUGGAUCCUGAUCAAAUCUAUUAA